Messenger RNA from Girardinichthys multiradiatus, 1461 nucleotides. RefSeq names its product CCAAT enhancer binding protein beta (gene cebpb). The record is from RefSeq and is a predicted model, not a curated record. Gene Ontology annotation, biological process: regulation of transcription by RNA polymerase II; DNA-templated transcription. Bases 40 to 1038 code for a protein of 332 amino acids. The transcript has a single exon. Lineage: Eukaryota; Metazoa; Chordata; Actinopteri; Cyprinodontiformes; Goodeidae. Gene Ontology annotation, molecular function: RNA polymerase II cis-regulatory region sequence-specific DNA binding; DNA-binding transcription factor activity, RNA polymerase II-specific.
AAGAUCUGUCAAUGUAAGACUCCGCAAACUUACUACCGCAUGUUACCACAGGCUGGGGCAGAGAGGGAUUUAAACACAGCGCAUUCCCGACCCAUUUCACAACUCCUGUCAGGGCGCCUCACCUCAGCCCUGCGCGCUCCUGCAAUCCGGCGGGUGUUAAGAUCCAUGGAAGUGGCCGGCUUGUACGAGGAGGGCGGCUUCGCGAUCCACGGCAGAGACAGCAUCAUCGCUCCCAUCGGCGGCGGCUCGUACUGGAGGCUCGGUGACUCGAUGACGGAGCUUGGUGUGGAGGAGCGGGAGAGAGCCAUAGACUUCAGCGUGUACCUGGACUCAUCCGUGCAUUGCCAGCAGCAGCAGCAGCAGCAGCAGCAGCAGCAGGGGGACACUUUCUCAGACUUCCUCGGGGAUAGCAAGAUCAAAAGAGUCACGGCUCUACAAAACUACAAAAACUACUCUCUGCUGAACGAGCUGGAGGCGAGUCAGUGCGACAACCUGCGGGAGCCCUACGGACUGGCUUACACGGAGCUGCAGGAGACCCGGGUGGACAGCGUGCUGAGUCCGGACCUGGUGGUGAGCCGCUACAGAGCCGCCGCCACUCCCGUUGACAGAGAAGACAGCCAGGAAGACCCGAAAAUGGAAAACGGCUCGUCUGGCUUCGAUAUGAGGUCCUACCUGCAUUACCAGUCCACGAGUGGAAGUCUGGGGAAUAUUUCCACUGCGUCCUCGACCUGUUCUAGCCCGCCCGGCACACCUGCCCCGUCAGGUAAGAGCAGGUCGCCGUCGGACGGCGGCAAAUCGUCCGGCGGGAAAUCAAAGAAACGCCUGGACAAGGACAGCGAGGAGUACCGGCAGAGGCGGGAGAGGAACAACCUCGCCGUGAGGAAGAGCAGGGACAAAGCCAAGAUACGCAACUUGGAGACGCAACAGAAAGUGCUGGAGCUGGCGGUGGAGAACGACCGCUUACAGAAGCGUGUGGAGCAGCUGUCCAGAGAGUUGGCCACCCUGCGCAACCUGCUCUCUGCGACCGGACAGUGUUAGACACUUGGGCUGCUGUUCUGAUGGACUUUACAGAUCAACACCGUGCUGAAAAUAAAGGGUACUUCUCCCCCACUGGUUUACAAGGACACUUUGAAUGAGACUGAACAAAGUGCGUGCAUGGGUUGCGCAACCAUCCACGACUCUUCCUUCACAUGUCACCAUAGCUUUAUUCUCUGAUGUAAUUUUUGGUGAAUGCAGUAUUUCUGUGCUGGUUUUACAUCCAUUCCUAGUGAAUUUCUACAUUUUGUGUACACUGUGUCUGCAGCAAUGGCUGUCAGGGGAAGAGUUGUGCUGCAGUGAAAUGAUGCAACUCUUUGUAAUAGUAUUGGAAAUGAAUGAAAUAAGUCUAAUUAUUUAAUAUUAAAAGGUGAAAUGCUUUAAUUGUACUUGAUAUUUUAUUGAAUUAAACAGAUUUAUACUUUG